AUGAAUCCUCUGUGCUGCAUUGCUCCGGUUUCGAUCGAUCGGGACCGGGCCAACCCUGUGGUGGCCAAAUCUCCCACGCAGUGUCAGCUAGGGCUCGAUGCGCCCGUCAGGACGGUGAACUACGCUUCCAAAUCGACCUUAUCCACGCUCGAUUCCUCCGUCGGCGCGGAUUCCGUCAAGGCAGCCGCCGCCGUGGAUCUCGAGGAGGAGGAGGAGCCCCGCGAUUCGAAGGCGUUUGCCGGCGGCAAUGGCGCCGGCGUUGCCGGGAGUGUUGCUGGGAUCCUGUACAAGUGGGUGAAUUACGGGAAGGGGUGGAGGUCGAGGUGGUUCGUGCUGGAAGAUGGCGUGCUUUCGUAUUACAAGAUUCACGGACCGGACAAGAUCUUGAUGAGUCCGGCGAGGGAUAGGAGCGUGAGGGUGAUUGGGGAAGAGUCAUCCAAGUACGUCAAGAAGGCGAAUUGGAAUCUGAAUCGAGCACCUUCUGGAGGAGUAGGGGGAGGUAACAGUAACAACGGGAAGCAAUGCAAACCGUUCGGUGAGAUACAUUUGAAGGUUUCUUCAGUUCGUUCCAGCAAGUCUGAUGAUAAACGGCUUUCCAUAUUUACUGGGACGAAAACUCUCCACUUGCGAUGUGUAUCUAGAGAAGAUAGAGCCAUGUGGAUUGAGGCCUUGCAGUCUGCAAAAGAUCUUUUUCCCAGAGCUCUAACAAGUAGCGAUCUUGCAACGUCAGAGGACAUUGUGGUUUCAACGGAGAAGCUGCGAUCACGAUUGUCACAGGAAGGCAUAAGUGAAGUAAUCAUUAAUGACUGUGAGUCUAUUAUGCUUUCUGAAGUAUCUUAUCUCCAAAGCAAGUUGAAGUACCUUCAGCAGAAACAUGUUAUGUUGCUGGACACAUUGAAACAACUGGAGUCAGAGAAAAUAGAGUUGGAAACUACUGUAGUUGAUGAAACAAAGGAACGUGAAUCAUAUUGUGGACAAGGAAAUCGAAGGUUCAGCGAUUUCUAUUCUGUCAUGUCAGAGGGUAGUGCUACUGAUUCGGUGGCUGAUAAUGAAAGUCAAGAUGGAGCAGAUGUUGAAACAGAUGAUGAUGAUAGAACAUAUUUUGACACAAAUGAGUUUUUGUAUUCUGAUGCCUUAAGAAGUGCAUCCUAUCGGAGUAGGGAGGGUAUGGGCAAUGCCAGUAUAUAUGAUAGAGAUUAUAUUUGUUAUGAUGGUGUGCAUGGUUUUGAGAAGGAGAUCAAAGAUGUAAGGUAUCCACACGUCAAAAGAAGGGAUAACUUACCAGAGCCAAAAGAAAAGGAGAAGCCUGUUGGCUUGUGGUCAAUUAUUAAAGACAAUAUUGGGAAGGAUCUUUCAGGAGUAUGUCUCCCUGUUUAUUUUAAUGAACCACUAUCUUCUUUGCAAAAGUGUUUUGAAGACCUAGAGUAUUCAUACCUGGUUGAUAGAGCAUUGGAAUGGGGAAAGCAGGGGAAUGAUUUGAUGAGAAUUCUAAAUAUUGCAGCUUUUGCUGUAUCUAGCUAUGCAUCAACUGAAGGUCGACAAUGUAAACCUUUUAAUCCUUUACUUGGGGAGACUUACGAAGCUGACUAUCCAGAUAAAGGACUUAGGUUCUUUUCUGAAAAGGUUAGUCAUCAUCCAAUGAUUGUUGCUUGUCACUGCGAAGGAAGGGGAUGGAAGUUUUGGGCGGAUUCAAAUUUGAAAGGAAAAUUCUGGGGACGUUCAAUCCAGUUAGAUCCUGUGGGUGUCCUAACUUUACAGUUUGAGGAUGGUGAAACAUUUCACUGGAGCAAGGUCACUACUUCCAUAUACAAUAUAAUAUUAGGUAAAAUUUAUUGUGACCACUAUGGUACCAUGCACAUCAAGGGCAGCGGAAACUAUUCUUGCAAAUUGAAAUUCAAGGAGCAAUCUAUUAUAGACCGAAAUCCACAUCAGGUCCAUGGAUUUGUUCAAGACAACCGAACCGGGGAGAAGGUAGCAAUGUUAAUUGGGAAGUGGGAUGAAGCAAUGUACUAUGUACUUGGGGAUCCAACCACCAAGCCAAAAGGUUAUGAUCCGAUGACAGAAGCUGCGAUAUUGUGGGAAAGGGACAACUCUGUAUCCAAGACAAGAUACAACCUCUCUCCUUUUGCAAUUUCAUUAAAUGAAAUAUUACCUGAUUUAUUAGACAAGUUGCCUCCAACCGACUCAAGGUUGAGACCAGAUCAAAGACAUUUAGAAAAUGGAGAAUAUGAACUGGCAAAUGCAGAGAAACUUAGACUUGAACAGUUACAGAGACAGGCAAGAAAGAUGCAAGAGAGAGGAUGGCAGCCGAGAUGGUUUAAGAAGGGUGAGGAUGGUUGCUACCGAUAUAACGGUGGAUAUUGGGAAACAAGAGAAAAGAAUAAUUGGGAUGGAAUCCCCGAUAUAUUUGGACAAAGUUGUGAUUUGCCUUCAUGUUCGGAAGAGACUGUAUCCUACUGA
This is a messenger RNA of Sphenostylis stenocarpa, 2460 nucleotides long. The record is from the annotation of a GenBank genome assembly. Lineage: Eukaryota; Viridiplantae; Streptophyta; Magnoliopsida; Fabales; Fabaceae.